AUGUCUCAAAACCUUUCGCCUUCAGGAAGCACUCAGAGCCAUGGCAGCUCCGGGCCACGACUAGCGAGCUUUGAGAAAGUCAGAGUUAUGGCUAAUUACUUGGAAUUGUCUGCUUUGGAGUAUAUUCAGAGAUGCUCUAGCGAUUCAGGUUUGCAGUUAGAUGAUUCAACUAUGCCUCUGUUUUAUAUCUUGAGCUGCUGGAAAUUACUUUGGUGUCUGUCAAUUAAUGAGCUAAUAGGUGAGAGCUUGAGAAACAUGAUUGAAGAAAGUUUUACAUUUAGAACUGAUAUUGGGAAUACUGAAAAUGGAUAUAGAAAGCUAUUAAGCAUUCCAGAAAUGACAGAAGGCGAAGUUUCAAGAUAUGCUAUGGCGUAUUCUCCAAUUUUUAGAGUUGUAUUAGGGGUAUUGAGAUGGCUGAGAUGGGAAUCAAGAGUAAACCCAUAUAAGCAGAACGACAUAGUAUUCAAGGAUACUUAUUACAUGGAUUACCCAGAGUCAAGGAUUUUAUGGAAGAAUUUGGGAAAUCAUAGACGGUUUUAUAGUUUGGAUUGGGCACUAAAUGUUGACAAGUCAGCGAUUUCUCAAUCAGAUAGGGAAGAUGUCGAGGAAGUAUUUAAGGUAGCUUUUAUGUUGUUAAGGAAAGGUUGUAGGAUGCAUCUAGACACAUUUCUCAGAGAAAGAGCAAAGGCUCACUGGCUUAUAUGCCUUAUGGAUGGGAUGGACUCAUAUCUCUAUCCAGAGAAACAAAGUGACCAUUUUGUGGACCUUUCUAACUUUAUAGAAAUUCUCCCCAAAGUUGACGAUAUGUGGAUUAAUUACAAUGAAGGGGAUGACGAGAUGGAGUUGGAUGUAGUUUCUGCAGGAGCAGUAGGUGAAGGCCAAUUUAUGGAUUCUAUGAGUUCAAUAAACAAAGAAUUGGCUUUAAACGAUACUUUGUUUAAGGCAUCUUUCGAAUUUGUUGACCUAAUGGAAAGGAGUUUAAUAUUUCCGGCUUUUGAAGAUUCCCCAAACUCUGGGAGUGAAAUUGAGGGGAAUAUAAACAGACCACUACUUUUUCGUUUUCUGAGACAGUUAGUUUCUGAAAACAGGAAGAUGAACCCAAAACUGGGAAACAAAUUAGGAGAAUGGGAACUUUCAUUUUACUCGAUUUUGUGUGGAGACUUCGAACAACUUUAUUCUAUGGCAGGUGACGACUUUGACAAGCUGUUUGCACUUUUCCAUACUGAAAAGACCAAUAUAUUUAAUGGCUGGGCAGACUUUUUGGAGUCCAGAACUCAGUCAGGGAGAAAUCACAUAUUCCUCGGAAAAACAUAUCCUAAGAAAAAACUGGAGAACGCUUUGUUGAAUAGACUUGAGCUCCUAACCCGGGAUUUGUAUCCAGAACUUACAGGUAGCUAUUUACCGGAGGACUGUGAAUCUAUUUCAGAAUAUAACUUGAUAAAGAGCAUUCAAACAAAGAUAGAGUCGGAAUAUACUUUGGGGUCAAGCGAAGAUGAUGAGACACAUAUUAUUGGUUACAAUAGCAGUUGCUUUUGUUAUGACCAAGAUACCAAAGGUGUAGUUAAUAUGAUGGAACUAGAGAGACAGUUAAUUGAUUCUCUUAUCGACUCAAUAAUGUGCUUAAAUUUUGAAAAAGAUAAAACCUCGAUUGAGAGCCAUUUCUUCCAGGUUUAUUUGGGAAUAAUUGUCUCAACACUGAAUACUAGAGAACAUGGAAGUGAUUUAAUCCAAGCUCUUGAAGAAUUUAUGAAUUAUAUUUCAACAUUAUCAAAUGAUACUCCAACUCUUGGCUCUCUUAAAGCUUUUAUUUCUCAGAUGACAGUUGCUCAUCUUGAAAUUGAAAGCUCUCUAAAACAUGACAUCAGAAAUUACUCAGUAAGUAUUUUUGAUGAGUUUAUUCUGGCUUCUUUGCCUUCCAUGGACUAUUUUGAUACUUUGGAACCUUCUCAAGCCAGCAUUCAAUUAGAAGUCCUCUCUGACUCCAUUUCUAUACAUCCACUACAUAAUUUGUCUGAAAGCCUAAAAGACAGGUUUGUCUCACAAUAUCUAAGCUAUAUUCUUGAGAAUAACAACCGUUCCCUGGAUGUGUUUCUGAUAAUGAUAGAGUAUUCUUCCGAAACAUGUAGGUUGGAGUAUAUUCGUAAAGUAUUAUCAACUCAUCAGAACAAUCUCGAUAUUCCAAGUUUUCAGAAAUUAGUCUAUAAUCUGAUUAAUCAAUUUCCUAGAGAAACUAUGCAAGUUACUAUGGCUCUACAAGACCAAAUAUAUGGAGAAAUCCAUACAUUACUUGGCAAAGAUGAGGGGAAUUCUCCUGAAACUCUAGAUUUUAUGAUUUCUUAUUUGGAAUUUAUCAUUUUACUUUUUGGAACAAUUUUCCAGUUUUUAAUCAUUAGACAAGACUAUUCUCCUUCUUCAGAGUCAAUAUUCAGAGUUUUGCAGUAUAUAAAUCAUAGGCAUCUUGGAGCCAAUGGGAUGGUAAAUCAUGGCUCAGAUUACUUAAGAGAAUCACUCAGAUCUUUGGAACAAAGCCUGUUGUCCGAAAGUCCUUGUAACCAGACGACUAGUGAAGUAGUUAUUGGAUUGUUCUUUCUGAGUCAGCUCAAUCCUUUGUGCUUAUUAUUGCUUGCAUUAGAAGUAACAAAGCUUUCUGGAUCUAGUGAUAUUGAUACCUUAGAGUAUCAUCAAUUUUUAUUGAAUGUUACUCGUUCGAAUGCAUGUGUACAGGAAUUUAUUAUUCCGUUGGUUUUGGAACCGAUUAUGAUCAGGCUUAUUACUGUAUUAGUAUCUAACUCUGAUAAUAUUGGCCCAAAUUACAGCAAAUAUAAGGUUUCCAAGCUUAUGGAAUCCAAGAACCUUCAAGCUUUAAAUUGGGAACAGAGUUUGGCUAACAUUUUUUCGAUUGGUAAUUUUAUUUAUGUACAAAAUGUAUUUAUUUCCUUUUCUCCAAUAAGAUUUUUAAGCUCUCAGCUUACAUUUUUUAAAGUACUAGGCCUUUUCAGAGUUUAUCACGACUCUGUGGAAAGGCUUUGGGAGUGUGUUAAGCUAUUAGAACAAGAAGCUUUUCAGAAUGAAAAUCUUCAAUUUGGAGUUGGUAACUCCGGUAAACAGAGAGAACCUUUGCAGAGCCCUGUCAUUUCUCCUGGAAACAGUUUACUUUCAUCCCCUUUCAACAAAUAUGUAUCCCCUGCAUCCAAUACUCAACGAAGAAGUUCUCUUCAGAUCCUAAACAUAGAUAGGCAGAUUGAAGGGGCAAACCAAAGUAUUUCUCAGGUGAUCUCAAAGAUUGAAAUAGUGCUGCAGAAUUGGCUUGUUUUUGGUCCAAAUUUUCACUCUUCACUUUUAGAAAAUUUCGGAGACAAAGAAUCUCAAGAAAUAAGUAAAACUGAAACUUUUAGUUUAUCAGGAUUUCUUCCUGAGUACUGCUCGUUUGAUAAAAGUAACUUUGGACUGGAGACUUUUUCUGUCCAACACUGUAAUAAUAAGGAACUUUUAAAGAGGUCUAGAUUCAUUAAUAUUCAGAAACUAUUCGACCAGCUGAUUCUCACAAUAAUUUUUCACCGUGAUAUUGAACUAUUCUCCACUAAGAAAGCACCUCUUUUCCCCAGAAGAUCUAUUGACUCCACUAAGGGUCAACAACAAUAUGAACUCAAAUCUGUAUCUUUCUUAAAUAACAUUCUGGGGGCAAUUGAGCAUAGCAACUGGAUAUUUACGGAUUUUGAAUGA
Messenger RNA from Cryptosporidium ubiquitum, 3723 nucleotides. RefSeq lists its product as uncharacterized. The coding region runs from base 1 to 3723 and encodes 1240 amino acids. The transcript has a single exon. NCBI's taxonomy places the organism in Eukaryota, Apicomplexa, Conoidasida, Eucoccidiorida, Cryptosporidiidae. The record is from RefSeq and is a predicted model, not a curated record.